UUCACGACACAGAAUGAAUCUUAGUGCUAAUGUUCACUGUUCCAGUGAUCAUGCUUGUAGCAGCAUCUCCCAUUCCUAUUCCCGCUCCUUCCUCCAGUCGUGGCUUUGUUAUGGCCCGUCUGCCAGAGCCUGUUGAUUCACCCCUGGCACCCCUGGAUAAUGAAGCUCGUGCGUUGGACUUCAUCGGAACUACUCCUCUGGCACCUCUUGACGCUGAGGCUCGCGACAUACCGGAGCCGGCUUCUAGUGCCGGUUCUCCUUCGGACGUUGAACUCAGAACACUCGAGACUUUACAGCCUGAAAGCCUUGACGAAACAGCUCCGCAAGUGCGAGAACGGGGAUGCGGUCGCUGGGCCUGUCUCUAGGAUGUUCGUCUUUGGAAGUUCAACUUCCAAAGAUAUAGACCUUGGUUAUUUUGACGUCCCCCGGCCUCUCGUUAUCAUGGAUGAUUCCAGUCCCUCAUUCGCCUCAUGCUCUCUAUCUCGCCCGAGUUCUCUCGGGUCCUCGAUUACAUUGACUUAUUACUUACACACAUUGGCUGGGCCUCUCCUAUCGGCGAAUAACUUGCUCUCACUCUCGACAUCUCUGCCUGGUUUGAAUAAUAGGCCAGUUCUCCACGGACCCGGAGAGUACAGCAAGCCUAGCCGCUUUCAGGGUCAUUUUUCCUGUGGGAUUCUGGUGAUUCCAAACGGACUUGCAAGAACCUUAAUGUUGGCGAUAGAAGCCCUAUGGCUUGUCCUGGAUGUGAAUCAAUUGUUCUGCUUAUAAUUGGAUUCUAUGAAAUUACUGUCCUUGUUGUUCGGAAUCGUGUUGGACCUACGUUAUUCUUGGCUAUGUUACUGUAGGUAUUUUUCAUCCACAUCUCUCCCGCCAUGAUCUAUCCUAUCAUACUUAUCAUAUUUAUGUACAUCUUUCUCGCGGUUUCCAUUCCAU
Molecule: messenger RNA, 933 nt
Organism: Lentinula edodes (shiitake mushroom)
Lineage: Eukaryota; Fungi; Basidiomycota; Agaricomycetes; Agaricales; Omphalotaceae
Exons: 3
Coding region: 160-768 (202 amino acids)
Source: RefSeq, a predicted model, not a curated record